AAAACAUAAAAAUAAAUGAGAGUUUAAAAUGUUUUUGGGACUGCAAAAUUUUAUCUUGGCAUUAUAAGAAGACGGACGAUUUAAAAUGAAGCAAAAUAUAUUGUCUAACCGAUAGGUAUAGCAACCGAUGAACAAUUGAAAACUAUAAAUUACAAUUGAUUUUACCUUUAAAUAUCGAUUUUUAUAGGAAUUUCCUUUCUUUUGAAAUCACCACCGUUUACUAUAGUUUGAAAAAGUUGGCACCCAUCCCCCGGUCCAAUUCUUUAUCCCCUUACUAUAAUUGUCUUUUCGACUCUUUCUCCUAUCACUUCUUUUUGUUCAGAUUAAGGUUUAAUAUACUCACCACAUAGGUAGGAACAAGAGAGAUACCGAUCUUAAUAAAAACCUAUCAGAAUGGUUAGCGUUUUCAACGUACAAAUUUUCUUUGUCGUCUUCAGAGAAUCUUUAGAAGCAGCCAUUGUUGUUUCAGUUCUUUUAGCCUUUUUAAAACAAGGGUUAGGAGCAGCUACGGAUGAUCCAGUGGUUUAUAAAAAGUUACGAAAACAAGUUUGGCUUGGUUCGAUUAUAGGGGUAUUAAUUUGUAUCAUUAUUGGUGCUGGUUUCAUUGGUGCAUUUUAUUCUUUAAAAAAUGAUAUUUGGGCAAGUUCUGAAGAUUUAUGGGAAGGUAUCUUUUGUAUAAUUGCUACUGUCUUGAUUACUUUAAUGGGUUUAGCUAUGUUAAGAGUUAACAAAAUGAAAGAAAAAUGGAGAGUUAAAUUAGCAAAAGCUUUAAUUAAAGAACCAACUACUAAAUUUGGUAGAUUUAAAUUAGGUUAUUUAACUAAAAAAUAUGCCAUGUUUAUUUUACCAUUUAUUACUUGUCUUAGAGAAGGUUUAGAAGCUGUUGUCUUCGUUGGUGGUGUUGGUUUAAGUCAGCCUGCUAGUUCCUUUCCAAUUCCAGUUAUUGUUGGUUUGAUUUGUGGUGUUGGUGUUGGUGCCCUUUUAUAUUAUUUUGGUGCUAGUUCAUCACUUCAAAUUUUCUUGAUUAUUUCAACAUGUAUUUUAUACUUGAUUGCUGCUGGUUUAUUUUCAAGAGGUAUCUGGUAUUUCGAAACUUAUGUCUAUAAUAAAAAGACUGGUGGUGAUGCAUCAGAAAAUGGUUCUGGUCCCGGUACUUAUGAUAUUUCAAAAUCUGUUUGGCAUGUAAAUUGUUGUAAUCCAGAAAUUGAUCAUGGUUGGGAUAUCUUCAAUGCCUUAUUUGGAUGGCAAAAUUCUGCCACUUAUGGUUCUGUCAUCUCUUAUAACAUUUACUGGCUUUUCAUUAUUGCUGUUAUUGCAUUAAUGUUGUAUGAAGAAAAACAUGGUCAUUUACCAUUCAUGAAGAAUUUGAAAUUAAAAGAAUUAAAUCCAAUGUACCAUAUUAAAGGUAAGAAAAAUCAAGAAACUGCUUUAACUAGUGAAGAAAAAGAACGUUUAUUUACCGAAAUCAAAAACAAUCAAGUCAAGUCUGUGACAGAAGAAGAUGAUGAAUUAUCAGCUCUUCAUUCUAAAGAAGAUGAAACUAGAAAGAAUUAAAUUUGAAUACCUAAUUUCUUAACUCAAAUCUUACACACACACACACACACAUUCAAGAUUUGAGUAAGUUUUAUAUUUCAACUUUUCUUCUUUUUAAUUUUUUUUUUUCAAAUAAGAGAUAUAUAUUGGGUCCAAACAAUAUUUUAUUUAUAGAGUCGAGUCGUUUAAUUUUUAGGGGAAAUUUUCAAACAGGGGGAUAAUUUUUUAUAUAUUAAUUAAAUGUAUGGGGUCAUAAAUUCAAUUUGAAAGCUGUAGUUUACAUUAAAAUUUAACUGUUGAUCAAACUAAGGGAUUGUAAAAUUAGAUUAAACAGUUCGAUAGUGCAAAUUUUUCAAAAACAAAUUAAAAACUGGUAGCGUUUAUAUAUUUCGGUUUGACUCCACAAAGCGAGCAUUUUUAAGAAUAUAUACACUUGGUUGUAUAGUGUAGUGGUUAUCACUUUCGGUUUUGAUCCGAACA
Scheffersomyces coipomensis is the source of this 2013-nucleotide messenger RNA. It is a transcript of the gene FTR2, whose product is annotated as Ftr2p. Gene Ontology annotation, molecular function: ferrous iron transmembrane transporter activity. Gene Ontology annotation, biological process: iron ion transmembrane transport. NCBI's taxonomy places the organism in Eukaryota, Fungi, Ascomycota, Pichiomycetes, Serinales, Debaryomycetaceae. The record is from RefSeq and is a predicted model, not a curated record. The coding region runs from base 394 to 1554 and encodes 386 amino acids. The transcript has a single exon. Gene Ontology annotation, cellular component: high-affinity iron permease complex; plasma membrane.